Messenger RNA from Metarhizium album ARSEF 1941, 1296 nucleotides. Its product is annotated as G-protein coupled receptor. The transcript is spliced from 3 exons. Gene Ontology annotation, cellular component: plasma membrane. NCBI's taxonomy places the organism in Eukaryota, Fungi, Ascomycota, Sordariomycetes, Hypocreales, Clavicipitaceae. Gene Ontology annotation, biological process: adenylate cyclase-activating G protein-coupled receptor signaling pathway; cell surface receptor signaling pathway. Bases 1 to 1296 code for a protein of 431 amino acids. The record is from RefSeq and is a predicted model, not a curated record. Gene Ontology annotation, molecular function: G protein-coupled receptor activity.
AUGGGCCGGCUCAGUGAUGGCCAGCUCAGCGAGGACCAGCUCAACGCUAUUUGCGUCAUCGAGCGGACGUGCUCGGUGCUCUCGCUCCUGGGCUGCGUCUUCAUCAUCGUCACCUUUUGCUCGUCGGCGGCUUUCCGCAAGCCCAUCAACCGAAUCGUCUUCUACGCCUCCCUCGGCAACAUGCUCGCCAACGUUGGCACCAUCAUGUCCGUCUCCUACCUGCAUCGUCUUGACUCGUUCGGCUGCCGCCUCCAGGCUUUCCUGCUUCAGCUCUUCAUGCCUGCAGACGCCUUCUGGACCUUGUCCAUGGCCGUCAACGUAUACCUCACCUUUUACCACAGGUUUGACGCGCAACGCCUCCGCAACAUGGAGCUGUGCUAUCUGCUCGGCUGCUAUGGCAUCCCCUCCGUCCCCGCCCUCGCCUUCCUCUUCGCCCGCAACAAGCUCGGGCAGCGCAUUUACGGGAACGCAACCCUGUGGUGCUGGAUUUCGACCGACUACGAUGUUCUCCGCGUUGCCACGUUCUACGGCCCGGUGUGGGUCGUCAUCCUCGUCACCUUGUCGAUUUACGUACGGGCCGGCCGCACCAUCUACCAGAAGCGCCGGCAGCUGUACGCCCUGCAGUCGUCGGAUCUCGACCCCGUACGCGUCGAGGGCGAAGCUGGCGUCGCCGUUGGAGAGGAGGCCACGGCGGCCCCCGAAGCCGCUGCCGAGUCUGCGAGCCGUCCCGUCCCCGUGCGGAGGCUCGCCUCCUUCUCCGGGGGCGAUUCCCAGAGCGCCAACAGCGCCUGUCCUGUCCGCACGUCCUCGCCCGGGUCGUCGGCGGUCCCCGACGAGCAGCUCGUGCCUCCUGUUCCCGACGGAACCGUUCGCCACGCGGGCACGGCACAGGGUGCGCCGCAUAGAGUCUCCAGGUCCGCGAGACGACGCGUCCACGAGCUCAACAACGCGGCUUCGUCCUAUGCCAAGUGCGCCCUUUUGUUCUUUACGGCCAUUCUCAUCACGUGGAUUCCGUCAAGCGCGAACCGAGCCUACUCCGUGGCCCACCAGGGAGACGUGCUUGUUCCGCUCUUGUACAUGAGCGCUUUUGUCCUGCCGCUGCAGGGGUUCUGGAAUGCCAUCAUCUACGCCGUCAUGUCGUGGGGAGCUUGUAAGAGCUGGCUGCGCGACUGCAGGCCGAGCCGGAUGCGGGCCGUUUCCGGCGUCGUCGGAGGCAUACCGGCCGGCGAAGGCGGCAGCAAACAUGGACGUAACAAGGCCCAGUUCAAGACGUCAACGGUCGGACAGCGCCUCUAG